Paramecium sonneborni is the source of this 362-nucleotide messenger RNA. The record is from the annotation of a GenBank genome assembly. NCBI's taxonomy places the organism in Eukaryota, Ciliophora, Oligohymenophorea, Peniculida, Parameciidae.
UGUUUUAUGGGUAUAUAGAAAUAUAAUUAAUAUCAUAGUUGAUAGAAUGGGAUAGUUUAGAAAUAGAAGUGAAAAUUAAAAAAAACUAUAUUUAUAAUUUAAAAUAUACAAGAUAAUCUAGUGUAUUGUGAAGGUGUUUUUUAAAUGGUAAAUAAAUUUGUAAUAGAUUCAGAUGGUUUUAAAUAGUUGUUGGAUGAAUUGAUGAAUGUUUAAAAUUGAGAUGAAAUGAAGCAGAAUUAAUUAUUGGCGAUAUUCAUAAAAAAUGCUGAUAUUUAUAAUUUAUUUAAUAGUUUGGUUUAAAGUAUAAGGAUAAUUAGAGAUAGUUAGAGAAUGAAGAGGUUAAUAUUAAUGAUUGAAUUGAG